AGAUGGCGAUGACGGCGGCGGUGCGGGCGAGACAGCAGUUAGGGGAGUGAGUGGGUGGCAGCGCGAGCCCGAGCGCGCUCCCGAGAAGAGAGCCGAAGGUGGUGAGAUUCUUAAAAACUAUUUUAGAGACAAGAAGUUAAAAAUGGUUGUGUUAAAUAACUUGAAGGCAUUUCCAUGCAAGUUGUUAUGGAAAAUGACACAGAAUCAGCGAUCUGUACCAGUGAGACCUUGCAGCUUAUAUACCUGCACAUACAAAACCAGGAAUCGGGCCAUACAUCCACUCUGGCAAAGCUUGGACGUAGUACCUGGAGGUGAUCGACAGUCACCAAUCAAUAUCCGAUGGAGAGAUAGUGUUUAUGAUCCUUGCCUGAAACCCUUAAAAAUUCAUUAUGAUCCAAGUACAUGUCUUCAUAUCUGGAAUAAUGGGUAUUCUUUCCUAGUGGAAUUUGAGGAUUCUACAGAUAAAUCUGUGAUUAGGGGAGGACCCCUGGAAAACAAUUAUCGGUUAAAGCAGUUCCAUUUUCACUGGGGAGCAAUAAAUGACUGGGGUUCAGAACAUACUGUUGACAGUAAAUGUUAUCCAGCUGAGCUACAUUUAGUACAUUGGAAUGCAGUUAAAUAUAAAAGUUUUGAAGAUGCUGCAAUGGAGGAAAAUGGACUGGCUGUAAUAGGAGUAUUUUUGAAGCUAGGUGUACAUCAUAAAGAACUACAGAAAUUAGUAGAUGCCUUGCCAGCAAUCAAGCAUAAGGAUUCUCUUAUUGAAUUUGGAACAUUUGAUCCUGCCUGUCUUAUGCCAGCCUGCCCAGAUUUUUGGACCUAUUCAGGAUCUUUGACCACUCCACCACUUUCAGAAUCUGUCACUUGGAUCAUUAAGAAACAACCAAUUGAGGUUGAUCAUAAUCAGCUUGAGGCAUUUCGUAUGCUACUUUUUACUUCUGCUGGAGAGAAAGAAAAGAGGAUGGUUGACAACUUUCGUCCACUUCAGCCACUGAUGAAUAGAACAGUUCGUUCCUCCUUUCAUCAUGACCAUAUAUUGAAUCUGCAGAAGGGAGGCAAACAACAAACCCACCAUGUUACUCCAUAGAUAGCAAGAUUACAUUUUAUUUCAGUAUGUGAUCUAUUUCUGGGCUUUUGCUAUAAUUUUAAAGGGAUUUGUCUUAGGAAUUAUAUCUGAAUAUGUAUUACUUAUAUUUUAAAAGAUUAUUAGCUAUUGCUUUUAGGGAGGAUUAAACAUGAAACAUUUAAUGUCAUUAAAUGUUUAAUGACAUUAAAUGUUUAAAUAUUAAAUGUCACAGACUAUUAACAUGCCUUCACCAGUUAUCUUGUCUGUAACUUGAUUAAACUUUCUCAGAGAAUUUUACUACUUUAUUUAUAAAAUUACUUUCAGAUUAAAAAGAAAAUAAAAGUACAUUUUCAACUAAGCAUAUAAAGGUUAUUUAAUCAACUUUAAAAACAUGAUAAAAGUUUGUAACUAUAAAAGAUCAAGCCUCAUAGAAAAAAAUGUGUAAGUUAUAAACUAAGUUGAUUUUUGCAUUGAGUAGAUAUGAAAUUGAAAGGGGAAAAGAUUUCAAUUUUAAUCAGAAUUGUAUAGGUCAUAUUAUUGUUAUUAAUUUAUGAUCGUGUAUAUUUACUUUCCAUAGAGUAAAAACAGCAGAGUUAGAAAACUGGUAUAAUGUCAUACAGCAUAUAUUUUGCAUCAUUGAUGGUCUGGGCAAAUCACAAUUUUUCCCAAUUAUAUGAUGAAAUGUUACAAUCUUUGAUGAAAGAUGAAAAGCAUUUUAAACCUGGUUAAAUUAGAUGAUUUGGUAUGCAAUGCUUCAUACUCUAGAGACACUCAAAAUAAUAACUUCAAAUUUAAUUGCUAUUUUAGAAGUAUUUGAUAGUGUUUUGAUUUUUUUCCACUUAAGUUUAUGUUAUGGGUAGAACUCGGUACUUGAAACAAGGAAUCUUACAAGGUGUUAAGUCAGUGGAAUUGAUAAGACAAUGGUUAUCUAGUUUAGCAUGGUGAUUAAUAGUUCUCUAGUUCAGAACAUGUACUUAGUACUUAAUAUAGUUCUUUGACUUUGACACCUAUUCUACAAGAUUCACACCUACGAUGAUAUAAUUAUAAUAGAGUAUAUAAGCUGGGACAAACUCAGCCAGAUUCAUUCAUUUCAUCUCACACCACCGUGGUGGCAAGUCUGUCCUCCUUCAUUUCUCCACUGAAACCAAGGCCUGUCUAAGCCAGAGACAGACUCAGAGAAGACAGAAGACUGGAAGCUAGAGCAUAAGCCCUCGGACUGAGACAUACUUACUUCCAAGACAGAGACCAUGGUGGUGGUCCUCCUACCUCCCCCACAGAAACCAAGACACAUUCCAUAGAACCUCAAGAAAGCUGGCCUAGGCUCCAGGCAAGGAAACUAGAUUGUGAAAGAGAUAAAUAAUUUAGACUUUAACACCUGGCUAUUCUCAUGGUGAUUACUUUGCUGAAACAAAGGCUGGUCCAGAGAUCUCCAGAAAACCAACCAGAAUACUACAAAGUUAUUUGCUGAUUGGUCUCCAAAAUCUUUGUGCUUUUUUACCUUUCUCUUUUUCUUAUUUAAAUUCUGCCUUUUUUGGUGGGAAAUCAAAAUAAUUUUACUCUUUUAUACUAGAAGUUUGAUGCUAACAUUCUACUCUAAGUAUAAUUCUGAUCUAUUUUAUAUAGAAUGACAUAAUUUUAUUGUAUCCCAUAUGUUUAAAUCUGACUGGAAUUCAGAAAAUAUAAUUAUUUAGUAUAAUAGUGGCUUAUGGGAAUAUAUUAGGUGAUUUAUAUUUUUUACUUAGUAAUAUUAAGUGAAAAAAUAUAGUGAGAAAAGUGAUUAAGCUUUCUUAGAACAUUUUCAGAUAUCUUUGAGGAAUAUUUUCCACUGAAUGGUUAAAAACAAAUACUUUUUUAUUGCCAGUGAUAAUAGACAAAGAACAUGAUAUUUUUUUUUUCUGCUUAAGGUGAUUAAAUUUUCAGCAAGCUUAGUUGUAAUUGCUUUGUUAUUGUGAAUAGUCACAGUAAUCUAAAUAUUCAGUCAGAUGUCAGCUUUAGGCAAUAAUUGAAGAAUUAUUUUCCUACAUCUAGUUUCCUUAUAAGUCAUUGUUGGAAAAUAAAGUUAUAAUCCUUGGUAUUUAUAA
Messenger RNA from Antechinus flavipes (yellow-footed antechinus), 3144 nucleotides. It is a transcript of the gene CA5B, whose product is annotated as carbonic anhydrase 5B. Bases 143 to 1084 code for a protein of 313 amino acids. The record is from RefSeq and is a predicted model, not a curated record. Gene Ontology annotation, cellular component: mitochondrion; cytoplasm. Lineage: Eukaryota; Metazoa; Chordata; Mammalia; Dasyuromorphia; Dasyuridae. Gene Ontology annotation, molecular function: carbonate dehydratase activity; zinc ion binding. The transcript is spliced from 8 exons.